UUCUGGCGACUUCUGUUUUAUUGUUUUUAAAUUAUUAUCUCUUUCAUUACCAUUUUUAAAUCACUGACCUCUGACCCCAGUAUGCCGCCAAAUACGACCUGCGGAAGUGAACCGGAAAUUGUCAUCAGCUAACAGUAGCUAGCAGUUUGUCAACAAAGAUUAGACUAACCGAACAUCGGGCGAAUCUGAUUAUUGAUUCCUAUUGACCAGCUUAUCGCCUGCUUUACAGUCGGGUCAGACGGAGCAAACUGCCCGGUUACACUUCUCGUCCCGCCGCGGUUCGUUUCGUAAACAUGUGUGAGGAGCAGACCGUGUCUCUGGUUGAUGUUCUGGAGGAAGAUGAAGAGUUGGAGGAAGAAGCCUCAGCAGUUUUGGCAGGAAGUGACUCAGAUCACUGCUCGUACCCUCAGGGCUACGUGAAGCGUCAGGCUCUGUACGCCUGUAACACCUGUACACCAAAGGGAGGAGAGGCAGCAGGAGUGUGUUUGGCCUGUUCAUAUAAAUGUCAUGAAGGUCACGACCUCUUUGAACUGUACACCAAGAGGAACUUUCGCUGUGACUGUGGAAACAGGAAGUUCACGGAGCUGAAGUGUAAACUUUACCCUGAUAAAGACGAGGUCAACAGCCUGAAUAAAUACAGCCAUAACUUCUUUGGAGUUUACUGUACCUGUAGCCGGCCUUAUCCAGACCCAGACGACCAGGUGGAGGACGAGAUGAUUCAGUGUGUGGUCUGUGAGGACUGGCUGCACGGCAGGCACCUGGGCUGUGCGGUUCCAGACUGUGUGGAACUGCAGGAGAUGAUCUGUGAGUCCUGCAUGAACAAGAACCCCUUUCUGUGGACGUAUGCUGCUCACCUUGCAGUUCCAGGUCCAGCAGCACAGGUGAAGGAGGAAAGAGAAGCAGAUUCAAACACAGACCUUCCUAACAAAGACGAACAGGUCGGCGGCGGCGUGGAGCCCAGGUGUAAGCGGAGCCGCGAGGAGGCAGAAUCCAGCUGUGGACUGAAGGAGCUGCAGGCACGCCGUCAGGAAAGAGUCCGAUCAGGAGCCGUGUUCUGGCCGUCGGCGUGGCGCUCCAAGCUGUGCUCCUGCAGCGCCUGCCAGGAGCACCUGUCCAAAGCCGACCUGUCCUUCCUGUUGGACGAGUCGGACACCGUCCUCGCCUAUGAGAAAAAAGGAAAGAACAAUGAACAGAAACAGGAAGGACACGACCCUCUGAUGUCGGCGCUGGACAACCUGAACCGAGUGCAGCAGCUGGAGAUCAUCCACGGAUACAACGACAUGAAGACUGAACUGAAGGACUUCCUGCAGAGAUUUGCUGCUGAAGGAAAGGUCGUGACUCCUGACGACAUCCGUCAGUUCUUCGAGCAGCAGCAGAGUCGCAAGAGACGAAGAGUCGACGCUGGGCGAUUCUAUUGCACCUGAAUGCCUCUGACCUUUGACCUCCCCCUGUCCAUGUAACGACCACGGAUUUUGUCCUGACGGGGAUUGUCCCGUGUCAUUUCCUGUCAUGUUUCCUGUGGAUCAGCUAAAGUUUGUGAAUUUUCUCCACAUUUUAAAGUUUUUUUCCCUGAACUUGUUUUUAAUGUCUGUGUUUCAGAGGUCAAAUGUCACCCACACUGUUCUGUCACUGUGUGUGCUUUUUAAUGGAAACCAAUAAAAGUGAAACACAACACCAGCAUGGAGUCUGAUGAUGACUAACACAGAUGUUGAGACGCUGUGACACCGGAGCCAUUCAGCACCUCCUCAGUGGGAGGACUGGGACCAGAGACCCUCAGCUUUGUUGAAGUAGUGCAACAGAAGCCAAACCUGAUGUGUCCUCAGUCUUGUUGAGUAUCUCCUGUCAAAAAGUGUCCACACAGCAGCCGGAGCUCCUGACGUGUUUCUGUGUGAGUGAAGCUGUGAACUCUUUCCACGUGUCUCUGAGCUGUGGUGGACACAGUGUGAGGGACAGUACGGUGGUCAGUCUUACUUCCUGUGUUUGUAUUUGUCGUGAUGAAAAUGCGUCUUGUGAUGUUUUGUGAUGCUGAACAGGUUUGAAGCUGCAGGUCUGUCUGUGCACAUCAAACACUGACGUUAACCCUUUAACCUCCGUCCUGCGUCACUGAAUCAAAUCAGUGGCUGCUGAGCUGCAGGCGAACGAUGAUGAAUCACGUCAGAGUCACGUUAAUGUCAUUGAUCCUGUCUCUGCUUCAGCUCACGUCUGAUUUGUUCAGGUUCAUAUUCACACCACAGAACCAACAAGUAACAGCUCGUAUUUGUCAGAUUAUGAGUCUGCUGUGAUCUUCUCCAGCCCCCCCGCCCCCCCCACCCCCUCCCCUCCUCUCCCUCCUCCCCCUCCUCCUCUGCUCCUCUGGAUUCAGCCUCUCGCAGACGGAGCAGCUCAAAUCAAACACAUCAACAUAAAACUGAGAACAACCAAAGACGAAACAUCGGCCAAUCAGAAUCACUCAGGUAUUUCUCAGUGAGCAGGUGAUCGUUGCCGUGACGAUGGUGAGCAGGGUCCUGAGGAUGACCGUGGGAAACGUUUCAGUGUCGACUUUGACUCGUCCAAAAGAAGUCCUGAAGGAGACGAGGAAGAUGAUUUACAGCAAACCUCCCAGGAACAGGAUUGGAGCCGCACAAAGCCUCUUUGUUAUGUCGGUGUUCGCGGCCGCCAUGUUGACUCCGGCUGCCUGGAUCCUUCGUCACCUGCCAGAGUACCGGGAAAGGUCCAAACAGGUCCAGCAGACUCCCAGGACCUGAACUUCGUCUUAACUGUCUCCAGCUCAUCCUCAGCACAAACAGCUGAAGUUCACACGUCAGCAUAUUUUAAGGUGAAAUCAAUAAAUGUGAGGUAAAAUGUAUUUAAUCCUCAACACUGAAGUGUAAUUAAUGAAUAUUUGAUCAUGAUGUAUAUACAAAGCUGUUCUGAGGAAGUAGGAAGUGUUUGAAGAUAAAAUAAAAGCUUGGGUUUGUGUGUU
Molecule: messenger RNA, 2962 nt
Organism: Toxotes jaculatrix (banded archerfish)
Lineage: Eukaryota; Metazoa; Chordata; Actinopteri; Toxotidae
Product: putative E3 ubiquitin-protein ligase UBR7
Exons: 13
Coding region: 294-1424 (376 amino acids)
Cellular component (GO): cytoplasm
Molecular function (GO): ubiquitin protein ligase activity; zinc ion binding
Source: RefSeq, a predicted model, not a curated record